This is a messenger RNA of Impatiens glandulifera, 1233 nucleotides long. RefSeq names its product protein FAR-RED IMPAIRED RESPONSE 1-like. Bases 1 to 1233 code for a protein of 410 amino acids. The record is from RefSeq and is a predicted model, not a curated record. Gene Ontology annotation, biological process: regulation of DNA-templated transcription. Lineage: Eukaryota; Viridiplantae; Streptophyta; Magnoliopsida; Ericales; Balsaminaceae. The transcript has 2 exons.
AUGAUAAAUUGGGCGAAAAGAGCUGGUUUGGAAAAUGGUAUUGUGGUAGUGAUUAAAACAUCUGCUAAUUUAAAAGGCGGUAAGUUGUCAUGUCAUUUAAUGUGUGAAAGAGGAGGAAAAUACAAACUGCCACGGUAUUUUGUCGAUGGGCAAUCCUUUAAAAGGAAUACAGGGACAAAAAAAUGUGAAUGCCCAUUCGAGCUGCGAGGUGUACCAAUACCUCCAGAAUGUGUGAUGUGGCAUUUAAGGGAUGUAUGUGGUUUCCAUAACCAUCAAUUAGCAGAAUUUAUGUAUGGUCAUGAGUACCCGUCUAGGUUAAAACCAAUGGAGCUACAGUUUGUGCUUGACAUGGCCAAUAGCACCGCACCUCGUGAAGUUCUUAAUAUAUUGAAACAAAGAGACCCGUCAAACACUACAGGGAUCAAAACCAUUUACAAUGCCAUUUUCACAAAUAAAUCUGCCAAACGUGCCGGCCUAAAUCAAGUCCAGUAUGUCUUGGAGCAGUUAAUUAAAAAAAAUUACCUCCAUGAUUACCGUACAAAUCCAGACACCAAUGAAAUUACGGAUAUUAUUUGGGUUCACCCUAAAAGUCUGUUACUUUUUGUCAAUUGUCCAUCCGUGUUGAUCAUUGAUGCCACAUAUAAGACCAAUGAGUAUCAGUCACCACUAUUGGAGGUUGUGGGUAUCACAUCCACAAUGCGAACUUACUCGCUUAUGUUCGCAUAUCUAAGCAAUGAAAGGGAAGAGCAACUAACAUGGGCAUUAGGUACCUUAAAAAAGUGGAUGCUUGAAAAGGGGACAUCGUUGCCAUCAGUGUUUGUUUCCGAUCGGGAUAUGGCGCUCAUUAAUGCCAUUGAAAUAUGUUUUCCUACGGCACGUCACAUCCUCUGUAUUUGGCACAUAAACCAGUGCGUAAUGAAAAAAUGUAGGCCUAUGCUUGGUCUAAAGUGGAACAAGUUUAAUGCGUCAUGGCACUCGCUCAUUAAUUCAUCCACACAGUGGUCUUACCAUCAUAAGUGGAAAGUCAUGCACGAGGAGUACAGACGAUUCCAGGGUGCCCUAAAUUACCUUUGGGAGACAUGGUUACACUCUUACAAAGAGCGAUUUGUUUCAGCAUGGAUUGAUACAUGUAUGCACCUCGGGAGUAAUUCAAGUCAAAGGGCGGAAGGGGCACAUGCGAGACUUAAAAUGUAUUUGGGGGAUACCAUGUCAUCUCUGAAACAUCUUUUAUAA